ACAAGCAUCAGCCACUGAGCCUGCGCCCCCAACACACAACUCUUUUUCUUUUUUUUGAAACGAAGUCCGGUUUUUUCACCCAAGCUGUAGAGCGGUGGCGCUCUGGUGGUUCACUGCAGCCUCUAACUCCUGAGCGCCCACAGUCCUCCCGCCUCAGCCUCCCAAAGUGCUGAAGUUUCAGGCCUGAGCCACUGCGCCCUACUAUGCCAAUUUUCAGGUAAAGAAUUAGAGGACCCUCGAGGAGAAGCCAUUUUCCCAACAUGAGCCCAGGACCCCAAAGCCCACGGGUUUGGGCUGCUUGGAAGCACAGCCUGGUGGGCUGAGGAUCUGUCCCAUCACGAGUUGGAACCUCAGCUCUGCCACGCGGCAACCCCUAGUCUCGGUAGCUGAAUCUCUCCGCGCGCCUCUGGAAAGUUGGCGUCCUUCCACGCACGACAAGCCGCCUCCUCUCGUGCGCACCUAGGGAACCAGGGAGCGGCUUCUCCGGCCUGACAUGCGCAGACUGGGGCCCCCGCGCCCGGGGGCGCCCGGCUGUCAACUCCCCUCCUCGUCAGUCACUCGUCUGGAGCUUAAAGAAGUGGGUAUUCCCCUUCCCGGGCACUGGGGGAGCCGCCUCGCGGGGAUUCCAGGACCGAGCUCCGGGAUCUGGACUCGCAGCAGCUGCGGCAGAGCGAGCGCGCCGGGGAGCUUGGAGGCGGCGACCCCGCUGGGGCCCAGCUGCCCGGAGUAGCUGGCACGGCCGGAGCCAUGGCCGCCGCGUGGCCGCUGCUGCUGCUGGCUCUGCUGGUGCUGUCCCGGUCAUGCCCGGGAACCGAAGACAUCGUCCUGAAGGCGCCCACCCAGGUGCACGGCUUCUUGGGCGACUCCGUGACGCUGCCCUGCCACCUGCAGCUGCCCAGCACGGAGGUGACGCACGUGUCGCAGCUGACUUGGACGCGGCUCGGUGACUCCCGCAGCGUGGCCGUCUUCCACCAUACUCAGGGCUCCAACUACCCGGAGUCCGAACGGCUGGAAUUCGUGGCCGCCAGGCUAGGGGCGGAGCUGCGGGAUGCCUCGCUGAGGGUGUUCGAGCUGCGCGCCGAGGAUGAAGGCAACUACACCUGCCUGUUCGUCAUGUUCCCGCAGGGCAGCAGGAGCGCGGUUACCUGGCUCCGAGUGUUCGCCAAGCCCCAGAACACAGCUGAGGCUCAGAAGGUCCAGCUCACCAGAGAGCCUGUGCCCAUGGCCCGAUGCAUCUCCACAGGGGGUCGCCCGCCCGCCCGAAUCACCUGGCACUCAGACCUGGGCGGGACGGCCAAUAUGAGCCAGGAGCCAGGGCUGCUGUCUGGCACAGUCACCGUUACCAGCCUCUGGAUUUCGGUGCCCUCAAGCCAGGUGAAUGGCAAGAAUGUGGCCUGCAAAGUAGAGCACGAGAGCUUCGAGAAGCCUCAGCUGCUGGCUGUGAACCUCACCGUGUACUAUCCCCCAGAGGUAUCCAUUUCUGGCUAUGAUGGCAACUGGUACCUCGGCCAGACUGAGGCCAGCCUGACCUGCGACGCUCGCGGCAACCCAGAGCCCACAGGCUAUGAGUGGAGCACGACCAUGGGUCCUUUGCCUCCCUCUGCUGUGGCUCAGGGCACCCAGCUCCUCAUCCAACCUGUGGACAUGUCAAUCAAUACAACUUUCAUCUGCAACGUCACCAGUGCCCUAGGAGCUCGCCAGGCAGAACUGACUGUCCAGGUCAAAGAGGGACCUUCCAGUGAAACCCCAGGCAUGCCCGGGAGCAGCAUCCUUCUCCUGAUUCUGGGACUCCUGGUUGUUCUGGCCCUGCUGGGGGUUGGGCUUUAUUUCUAUCGGUCCAGAUGUUCCCCUUCCCAGCCUUGUUCCUUCCUGACGACUUCCCCUCCUAUUUCCCCAGGUCCGACGGCUGCCAGCACCUCAGUUAAUAGGCCCGUCUCCUAUGCCCCUGUAGCCAUAUCUUCCCAGGAGCCCCAGACAGAGGGCACAAGGUGACAGCGUCGAGUCUGAGCGGGGAGAGAGACUGGAGCUGGCAAGGACGUGGGCCUCCAGAGUUGGACCCCACCCCAAUGGAUGAAGACCCCUUCAAAGAGACCAGCCUCCUUCCCAUGCCAGACCUCAAAACACGGUGGUAGGUGCAGGUUCAGAGGUCUCCAAGACCACCCUGAGCUCAUUUGCUAGGACUCACUGGACUCAGGAAAGCUGUUAAGCUCCAGUUACAGUUUAUUAUGGCAAAAGGACAGAGAUUAAAAUCAGCAAAGCGAGGUGCUGCCCAGCACACAUUCCCGGAGAGAUGAGCCGACAGCUUCCAGCCGUCCCCUCCCAGUGGAGCCGUGUAGGCAGCACCUGAUUCUCACAGCAACGACAUGCGACGACACGCAAGAAGUACUGCCAGCCACAGACCUUCGUGUCCAGAGUUUUAUUUUUUUAAAUAUAUAUAUUUUAAGAUGGGGUUUCACC
This is a messenger RNA of Saimiri boliviensis boliviensis (Bolivian squirrel monkey), 2457 nucleotides long. Its product is annotated as PVR cell adhesion molecule. NCBI's taxonomy places the organism in Eukaryota, Metazoa, Chordata, Mammalia, Primates, Cebidae. Gene Ontology annotation, cellular component: apical junction complex; focal adhesion; plasma membrane. Gene Ontology annotation, biological process: positive regulation of immunoglobulin mediated immune response; homophilic cell-cell adhesion; positive regulation of T cell receptor signaling pathway. Gene Ontology annotation, molecular function: cell adhesion molecule binding. The record is from RefSeq and is a predicted model, not a curated record.